Molecule: messenger RNA, 312 nt
Organism: Nestor notabilis (Kea)
Lineage: Eukaryota; Metazoa; Chordata; Aves; Psittaciformes; Psittacidae
Product: UPF0568 protein C14orf166 homolog
Exons: 3
Biological process (GO): tRNA splicing, via endonucleolytic cleavage and ligation
Cellular component (GO): tRNA-splicing ligase complex
Molecular function (GO): RNA binding
Source: RefSeq, a predicted model, not a curated record
AUGAAACAGAAUUCAGAAAUUUUAUUGUCUGGCUCGAAGACCAGAAAAUCAGACACUACAAGAUUGAAGACCGAGGGAACCUGAGAAACAUACACAGCGAUGACUGGCCCAAAUCGUUUGAAAAGUAUAUGAAAGAUGUAAACUGCCCUUUCAAAAUACAAGAACGACAAGAAACAGUGGACUGGCUGCUCGGCUUAGCAGUUAGGCUCGAGUAUGGAGAUAAUGCUGAUAAGUACAAGGAUUCUACCCCAGAUGGUGCUAAAAAUACUGAUAAUACAGCAAAAAUUGCAGAACCGCUGAUUAACUUGGAUG